GCUCUUGGGGUGCUGUGCCUUCCAGCUCCAAUAGGCCACGUGUUGGGGGGCAACUGGCCCUGAUCUCUGGCCUUGGCUCCCUCUGUUCCCUGGGGCUGUCCGAGGUGAAGGUGAUAGGUAGGGGAGGCAGGUGGAGAAUUGGGCUGGUGAGUCAUGGCAAAGGCGCCCAGUUGGGCCUGGGGGGUGGAGGGUGCUCUGGCCUAUAAAGCCCCCGAGGCCCUGUGGCCUGCAGAGACUGUCAUGGACGGCACCAUGGAGAGUUCCGAGGCAGUACAGAGAGCCACAGCACUCAUAGAGGAGCGGCUGGCGCAGGAGGAGAGCAAGAAACUCCAGGGAGAUGUCCACCAGAAGCUGCCCAUGAACUUGCUGGUGCUGGAGGAUGAGAAGCACCACGGGACCCAGAGUCCAGCCUUGCAAAAGGUUAAAGGCCAAGAACGUGUGCGCAAGACAUCCCUGGACCUGCGCCGGGAGAUCAUUGAUGUGGGUGGGAUCCAGAACCUCAUCGAGCUGCGGAAAAAGCGCAAACAGAAGAAGCGGGAUGCCCUGGCCGCCUCUCAGGAACCACCUCCAGAACCGGAGGAGGAGAUCACUGGUCCUGUGGAUGAAGAGACAUUCCUGAAAGCCGCUGUAGAGGGGAAGUUGAAGGUUAUUGAGAAGUUCCUGGCUGACGGGGGCUCAGCUGACACCUGCGAUGAGUUCCACCGGACAGCACUGCACCGAGCCUCCCUAGAGGGCCACAUGGAGAUCCUUGAGAAGCUUCUGGAGAGUGGGGCCACUGUGGACUUUCAGGAUCGGCUGGACUGCACAGCUUUGCAUUGGGCCUGCCGUGGGGGCCACUUGGAGGUGGUGAAACUCCUGCAAAGCCGAGGAGCAGACACCGAUGUGAGGGAUAAGCUGCUGAGCACGCCCCUGCAUGUGGCGGUCCGGACAGGGCGUGUGGAGAUUGUGGAGCACUUUCUAUCCCUGGGCGUGGACAUCAAUGCCAGAGACAGAGAAGGGGACAGUGCCCUGCAUGAUGCUGUGAGGCUCAACCGCUACAAAAUCAUCAAACUGCUGCUCCUGCAUGGAGCUGACAUGAUGAGCAAGAACCUGGCAGGAAAGACUCCCACGGACCUGGUGCAGCUGUGGCAGGCUGACACCCGACACGCCCUGGAACAUCCUGAGCCAGAGGCACAGCAGAAUGGGCUAGAGGGGCCUCCUGAGAGUGGGCGAGAGACCCCCCAGCCUAUGCCAGUCCAGUGAAUGCCUGCCCCAGAUCAACCAGGUCUCUGGCCCCUUGCAUGGGCAGCUGGAGCGUUUUAAGAAUGGCCCCCAGAGCCAACUGAGGACCCAGCCACUCCUCUGCACAACGCCGGAGGAUGCACCAACUACCAUAAUAAAAAAGUUGUUUUGCUA
Nycticebus coucang (slow loris) is the source of this 1395-nucleotide messenger RNA. It is a transcript of the gene ANKRD2, whose product is annotated as ankyrin repeat domain 2. The record is from RefSeq and is a predicted model, not a curated record. Lineage: Eukaryota; Metazoa; Chordata; Mammalia; Primates; Lorisidae. Gene Ontology annotation, biological process: regulation of transcription by RNA polymerase II. Gene Ontology annotation, molecular function: RNA polymerase II-specific DNA-binding transcription factor binding. Gene Ontology annotation, cellular component: nucleus.